Messenger RNA from Astrephomene gubernaculifera, 1773 nucleotides. NCBI's taxonomy places the organism in Eukaryota, Viridiplantae, Chlorophyta, Chlorophyceae, Chlamydomonadales, Astrephomenaceae. The record is from the annotation of a GenBank genome assembly.
GUAGUACGGGGUUGGGCAUUGGUAGUAGAAGGCUUCUGUGGCAAGUGCGCAGGCCUCCUCUGUUCAAAAAUGGUGCUUAGGACUAUGUUGUCAUGGCUGCGGCGAACACUGGAUGCGGUCACAUCUAGCAUAUUGAGCUUUCUGAACCCUUCUCGCCGGUACUUGCUUACGUCGGGAGACGAUGCCUGCAAGGCCGACCUUCCGUGCUUUGAUUUGGCGAUGGCAGUCCCGCUCGCGGUGCUUGCAUUCGAUGCCUACAGCCCGCCAACGCAAGGCAGUCGUCCUGUAACCCAUAGCGCACCGGGUACCGCGGUUACUUGCCUGGAUGAGAAGUUCCUCAAGGAAGUGUUCCGCGGUGCGGUGGAGGUGCAGGUGCUGCGCGCUUCCAAACUGCGCAACUCCGACGCCAUGAGCCUCUCCGACCCCUUCGCCGUGGUGUCUGUGGGCAUCUGCUCCUGCCGUACAACCACCGUCCACGACUGCCUCGACCCCGUCUGGGACGAGCACAAGGAGCCGGCCAUGAGCAUCCCCGUGGGGAGCCUGCAGGAGGACGUGUUGAAGGUACAGCUGUGGGACGAGGACCGCUGCUUCAACCACGACCUGCUCGGGGAGGCUGCCGUACCGCUGCGGGAGCUGAAGGCCGGCAGGGAGCAGCAGAUGGAGCUGCAGCUUAGCGGUCCCGGCGCCAAGUCCGGCUCCUCGGUGGUGUUGCGCGUGCGGCUGAGCGACUGGUCGGAGCUGAGUAAGGAGCAGCUGGGGCAGCUGACGGCGCAGAACAGCACCGACGUGCAGGCGGAGGCGGCGGCGGGGCUGGAGGUGGCCAAGGUCGCUGCUUGCCUUGCUGCAAAGGAGCUGGGCGAUGAUGCCUGCGACGCUGCUGCUGCCGUGUCCGUGACCGCCCCCGCGGGGGAGGAGGCGCGCAGGUGGCGCGAGCUGAGCGAGCUGAUGGGCGAGGAGGCGGCGGUGAAGGACGUGAAGCCGCUGUGCUACCUGGACAACCCGCGCACCGGCACGCAGGGCUGGAUCCACCGCAACAAGAAGAGCCGCACGCUGGUGGUGGCUUUCCGAGGCACCGAGCCGAGCCAGUUCAAGGAUGUGCUCUCCGACCUGCGGCUGGCGCCCGUGUACCCGGAGAAGCUCAACCCCACUGACCCCAAGGUCCGUGUGCACGCGGGCUUCCUGUCCGCCUACGAGAGUGUGCGCCCCACCCUGCUGGCCCUGGUGGCCGCCGCCACCUCGCCCCCGCCCCCCGCCGGCAGCCCCCAGCCCCCCGCCUCCGGUCCCUGGCGCAUCCUGGUGACUGGACACUCACUGGGAGGUGCACUUGCCACACUGGGGUCGUACGACCUCAAGAAGAGCGACCCCGCCCGUGACAUCACCUGCUACACCUUCGGCGCCCCCCGAGUGGGUAACGACCAUUUCGCGUCCGAGUACGACAGGCUGAUCCCCAACACCUUCCGAGUCACCAACAAGUACGACAUCGUGGUCAGCGUGCCCCGCACGUUCAAAUACACACACGUGGGUCGUGCCGUACAGCCCUCCGAGCCGCACGGCGACCUGCAGCUGGUCCCGCCCGCGCUGCAGCUGAAGCUGGUUGACAAGCUGAAGCGCGGCGUGGCGUUCAGCGUGAGCCAGCACAUGGGAACGACCUACCAGACCACGUUGGGGGCGGCGCUUCGGUUGUUCCAGCUGGAGGGUUGCCGGAAGAGGGAGGCGGAGGAGGUGAGGCGUGAGGUGGAGGAGCAGCAGGCGGAGAAGAGGCAGAAGAAGGAG